Nannospalax galili (Upper Galilee mountains blind mole rat) is the source of this 882-nucleotide messenger RNA. RefSeq lists its product as uncharacterized. The record is from RefSeq and is a predicted model, not a curated record. The transcript has a single exon. NCBI's taxonomy places the organism in Eukaryota, Metazoa, Chordata, Mammalia, Rodentia, Spalacidae. Gene Ontology annotation, cellular component: Golgi apparatus.
AUGUCAUCAAGAACAGUGGUGGUGGCAACAGCAAGCCCACCUGUUCAGACUAUGGCUGAGACUACCACAAACAGGAGCAGCCCGAGAAGUGCCCUGAGCCCUGUGGAAAACAUACCCACUAACAUUUCCACCAUGAGCCCCAAACCCACCACAGGGCCCAAACCCACCACGGGACCCAUACCCACCAUGGGACCCAUACCCACUGAGGGACCCAAACCCACUGUGGGACCAAUAUCCACCGUGGGACCCACACCCACCAUGGGACCCACACCCACCACAGGGCCCCAAACACAACGUACCACCAUUCAAGUGACAUCGGACCAGCCAGUGCAAAGCACAACAGGUAGGUCCACACCCAGCCCCUCCAACAGCACCACCUCUGUGGUUUCAGUGUCCACCACACUGGUGACCACCACCCAGGCACAAACUAAGGAGCCAACUGCCAGCACACCAGUGCCUCCCAUCAGUCCAGCCCCUGAGGUGGAGUCCACAGCCCCCACCACACAGCCAAGUCCUACAUCACCUCCACAGGGCACUGGUGGGCCAGGUACAUCCCAGACCCCAGAGUGGAUAGAGACCAAAGCCACACCUGGUACUGCCUCUGUUGGACCCAUACCUAAGCGCUCAGAGGAUCCUCAGGUGCCAGCCACAGACUUGUGCUAACUCAGCACCCAAGGCCAGUACUUAGUGGUCACCACUGAGCCCCUGACCACAUCCUUAGUGAACAGAACAUUCCUCCUGGUAGUGCUUGUACUAGGGGUGACCCUCUUCAUCAUGGUCCUGGUGUUGUUUGCCCUGCAAGUUUCCAAAAGCUACAAGAAGAGGGAUUACACACAGGUGGACUACCUUAUCAAUGGCAUGUAUGUUGACUCUGAGACGUGA